AUGUCUUCUCGAAAGCUAUCCGACACUCUCACGAAAUCUAGGGAGAAGUCUCAGAAAAAGAUGAUGUCAUUUAUGGCCGACCAGGUCGCUCGAGUCGUGCCAAACAUCAUCUCUGAGCUCCAGGGAUCAAACACCUCUCCAUCCUCUGUCGACUCCAAGACGGAAAAGUCGACGUCUGCAAAGUUUAACUACAAACAUUUUGUCUCGUGCAACCCUAAGCCUUUCACAGGCAGUGAUGGGGUGACUGCAAUGCUUGAGUGGUUCGACAACAUUGAGGUUACUUUCAUCAACAGUGAAUGCCCAGAGCAUUUGAAAACUAGGAGUGCAACGGGAAUGUUUCAAGGCAGAGCGUUGGAAUGGUGGACGAAUGAGAGAAACAUUCGUACUAAUGAAGAAGCCUAUGCUCUUCCAUGGGCUGAGGUGCGAGAAUUGAUGAUGCUCGAAUUCUGCUCUCCCCAUGAGCAACUCAAGCUCGAAGAAGAAUUCUGGUAUUUGAAGCAAGUUGGUGAUGAUAGCUUAGCUUAUACUACCAGAUUCAAGCAAUUGAGUCUUAUUGUUCCCCAUUUGGUUUCAACUCCUAAGCGGAUGAUAACCAAGUACAUCAACGGUCUACCUCCUGCUAUGCGUGAUUCUAUCGAGUUUCCUACUCCUGCUACUUCUAAGUCUGCUAACCAAGCUACUCAGCAGCCAAGUGACAGCAAGAACAAGAAGAGGAAAUCUCAGGGUUCGGGAUGUAAUGUUAUUGUCCCCGCUGCUAACCCUGCUGCAAAACCUGCUCCUACUCCUGCUGCUGCUAACCCUGCUGCUCCUGAAGCGAAGAAGCAAUACACCGGGUCUUACCCCAAGUGUACAACUUGCAACUUCCAUCAUCCUACGGCUUCUGCAUGUCGUCUGUGCACCAACUGUAACCGGUAUGGUCACACGACUCCUUAUUGUUGUCAAGCUAACCAAGCCCAGCAAGCUCAGCAAGCCCCAGCUCAGGCAGCCUUACCAGCACCUCUAGCUCCCCUACAGAACCCUAAGCCGGUCAAUGCUGUUCGUGCAUGCUUCCAGUGUGGAGAUACUACGCAUCUUCGUAACCGUUGCCCCCAGCUGAACCAAGAACAACAAGCGGCCGCUCAUGGACGAGCAUUCAAUCUCAAUGCUAAUCAGGCUCGCAACAACAAUGAUGUGGUGAAUGGUAGGUUUCUCGUUAAUAAUCUUUAUGCUUCGAUCCUAUUUGAUACUGGUGCCGAUAAAAGCUUUGUGUCCGUGGAAUUCGAGUCUUUGAUUAACUGUACACGCUCCAAGUUACCUGAGUCGUUCUCUGUUGUGGUCGCCAAUGGUAAGUCGAUCCUUGUUAAUUCUAUCGUACGUGAUUGUCCCUUGACUCUUAAUGAUCACGUGUUCUCUAUUGAUCUCAUACCAAUGCAGUUGGGUAGUUUUGUUGUCAUUAUUGGUAUGGAUUGGUUGCGUAAGAACCAUGCCGAGAUUGUUUGCCAUGAUAAGCUUGUUCAUCCUCCUCUUCCUUCUGGUGAUACUUUGAACGUCUAUGGAGACCGACCUUCGAAAGGACUAAGCGAUCUUCAUGUUUGUAUUCGCGAAGCUCAGUAUUCGUCAGCUAAUGAAGGAAGUCUAUCUGUUGAAGUUCUUGGCGCUAACGUUAAUCAACUCGAGACUAAAUCUGACAGUACUAUCUAA
This is a messenger RNA of Helianthus annuus (common sunflower), 1680 nucleotides long. RefSeq lists its product as uncharacterized. The transcript is spliced from 3 exons. Lineage: Eukaryota; Viridiplantae; Streptophyta; Magnoliopsida; Asterales; Asteraceae. Gene Ontology annotation, molecular function: zinc ion binding; nucleic acid binding. The record is from RefSeq and is a predicted model, not a curated record. The coding region runs from base 1 to 1680 and encodes 559 amino acids.